Molecule: messenger RNA, 1942 nt
Organism: Myxozyma melibiosi
Lineage: Eukaryota; Fungi; Ascomycota; Lipomycetes; Lipomycetales; Lipomycetaceae
Exons: 4
Coding region: 398-1777 (459 amino acids)
Biological process (GO): protein targeting to vacuole; protein transport to vacuole involved in ubiquitin-dependent protein catabolic process via the multivesicular body sorting pathway
Cellular component (GO): ESCRT-0 complex
Molecular function (GO): metal ion binding; phosphatidylinositol-3-phosphate binding; ubiquitin binding
Source: RefSeq, a predicted model, not a curated record
CUCCUCCUCGGCCAGCCGCGCUCCACCCAACAAUAAAAACAAACAACAAAGAAAAACACCGUGAACUGAUGACGUCAGCGGGCGUGUUCGCUUACGCCCGGUCCUGCUAAAUCUGGGUGCAGAAGCCCGACAAUGUCACGUGCCGCGUGCUGAUGUGGCCGGGCGCGCGCGGCGGGGCGGCACAGAUCGAUAGCUGAGCAGCCGGAGUGGGAAGGAAGGAAAUUUGCUGACUGCUUUUGAAGAGAGCUGUUUGUAUAAGACUGCGCUGAUACUGAGACGAGACGAGUGGUUUGAGACGGAAUAGUAGCUUGAUAUUGCCAGAUAACUCAGCACUUGCAGAGAACAGAUACAAGGCAGACCCUUCUGAUACAAGGACCUACUACUACUCAUUAUACAAAUGGCAUCGUGGUUUUCAUCCGGCGGCGUGCUGGACGAGCAGAUUGAGCGGGCGACGUCGGAAGCGCUGCCGAGCGGCGAGAUUGAUCUUGCGCUGAACCUCGAGAUUUGCGAUGCGAUCCGGAGUAAGAGCGUGCCGGCGAAGGAUGCGAUGCGGUCGUUGAAGAAGCGACUGAAUCACAAGAAUCCGAAUGUGCAGAUUUUGACGCUGAAGCUCACGGACGCCUGCAUAAAAAACGGAGGAUACCAUUUCCUAGUCGAAGUCGCCUCGCGGGAGUUCAUCGACAACCUAGUCUCUAUCCUCAAGAACCCGGCCGGUAUAAACCCCGACGUGAAAGCUCUGAUGCUCGAGCUGAUCCAGACAUGGGCGACCGUGUUUGAGGGCCAGAUCCAGCUUGGAUAUGUUAGUACGGUGUACAAGGAGUUGAAGAGUCAAGGAUUUGAUUUCCCGGAACCUACAUCAACAGUGUCAUCUACCUUCAUCGACUCAUCAGCUCCCCCCGACUGGACCGACUCCGAAGUCUGCAUGCGCUGCCGCACCCCGUUCUCCUUCACAAACCGAAAACACCACUGCCGCAACUGCGGCAACGUCUACGACCAGCAGUGCUCGUCAAAGUCGAUCCCGCUCCCCCACCUCGGCAUCACGCAGCCCGUGCGCGUGUGCGAUUCAUGCUACGCGCUCAAGAGCCCCGCGCCGCCAAAGUCGGGCUCGAAGCACGGACACCAUCACCACAGCAGCAGGAAGUCGCUUGAUAGCAAGGUCGCGAGCAGGGAGGAAGAUGAUUUGCAGCGGGCGCUGCGGUUGUCGCUCGAGGACGCAAAGCCGACGGGAUCGUCUGGGUUUGUGGAUCCGUUGAAAGUCGUGCCGGUGCCGACGAAAGAGGCGGUUAUCCCGACGUCGGACUAUGAAGAUCCAGAUAUGAAAGCCGCGAUCGAAGCAAGCUUACGAGAUAUGCAGUCUCAGCAACAGCAGAAAGCUCCCGAACCUGCCGCCGCCGCCGCUGCUGCUGCAUACCCGACCUACGGCAACAGCACCUCGUCCAUCAAGCCCGUCACCGCCGCCGCCGCGCCACCACCGCCUCCCCCCUCCGCGAACCAGCUCUCGCUGACCGAGAUCGAGAACAUCAACCUCUUCUCGAUCCUCGUCGACCACAUGCAGAACGAGCCGCGCGGCGCGCUGAUGCGGGAUCCCAAGAUGCAGGAGCUGUACGACAACGUGAUCGGGCUGCGGCCCAAGUUCUCGCGGUCGGUCGCGGAGUCGAUAGGGAAAUAUGAUCAGCUGCUGGAUAUGUAUGAGAAGUUGUCGACCGCGGUGCGGUAUUAUGAUCAGAUGCUGGAGGCGAGGUUGGGGUAUAGCGCGUACGGCGGCCGUCAUUAUUGAGAGUGUUCAAUAGAUCUUUUUAUCAUCCCUCUUUUCUCAUUUAUUUCCUCUUGUAUUAUUGUCUAGUUUAGUUUCAAGGGGGAGCAUCACGUACACUGUCUUUUGUUUAGUCUAUCGUUUGUUUGUUUACAAGGAAUAUAAUACACUACGGUUCUUUUGACGGGA